AUGAAAGCCUUCAUCGUUGUAUGCGCUCUCGUGGCCUGCGUCGCCGCCGGCAGUGAGAAGCGUGAGAAGCGUGGCUUCCUCAGCGGCGUCCACUCGUACAGCGGUGGCAUCAGCGGGGGUUAUCUCGGAGGAUACAGCAGUGGCUACAGUGGUGGCCACGGAGGCUAUGGUGGAUACAGCGGCUACUCGGGCUACUCUGCACCCGCUAUCAGCUACGCCGCACCCGCUGCCAAGGUCGUGACCGUCAACAAAGUAGUCAACACUCAACGCGUCAUCGACGUCCCGCAAGUCGUGAACGUGCGCAAAGUGGUGUCUGUGCCUCAAGUAGUAUCCGUGAACAAGGUGGUGGCCGCUCCCAGCUACAGCGGUUACAGCAGCGGUCUGUACGGUAACAGCUACGGAUCCGGUUACAGUUCGGGAUACGGCUAUGGCUCCGGCUAUAGCUCCGGUUACGGCUCCGGCUCCGGCUAUGGCUCCGGCUACGGCUCCGGUUACGGCUCCGGCUACGGCUUGGGCUACUCAAGCGGUUGGUGA
Molecule: messenger RNA, 534 nt
Organism: Nymphalis io (European peacock)
Lineage: Eukaryota; Metazoa; Arthropoda; Insecta; Lepidoptera; Nymphalidae
Product: keratin-associated protein 6-2-like
Exons: 2
Coding region: 1-534 (177 amino acids)
Source: RefSeq, a predicted model, not a curated record